This is a messenger RNA of Penicillium cinerascens, 2037 nucleotides long. RefSeq lists its product as uncharacterized. NCBI's taxonomy places the organism in Eukaryota, Fungi, Ascomycota, Eurotiomycetes, Eurotiales, Aspergillaceae. The record is from RefSeq and is a predicted model, not a curated record. Gene Ontology annotation, biological process: DNA-templated transcription; regulation of DNA-templated transcription. Bases 1 to 2037 code for a protein of 678 amino acids. The transcript is spliced from 5 exons. Gene Ontology annotation, molecular function: DNA binding; zinc ion binding; DNA-binding transcription factor activity, RNA polymerase II-specific.
AUGACCGACCCCGCAGCCGGUCAGCUCCAACGAUUCUCUUGUCUGGCAUGCCGCCAGCGCAAGGUGAAGUGCGACCGCCGUGACCCAUGCUCGCACUGCAUCAAGGCAUCACGAGAAUGCAGCUUCGUUGUACCAGUCCGGGGUAAGAGGAAGAGUACUAAACCCGUCAAGGAGGGCCUGCAUGCCAGAGCGCGCCGCUACGAGGAGAUGCUGAAGUCGUACGGUGCUAAGAUCGAACCCAGAGGUAAUGGCGUUUCCGAGCGCGGGAAUGAUUCAUCAGAACUUUCAGAACCGGUGUCGCACACGGAUUUCGAUAUGACCGACUGCGACAGCGUCGAGUCGUCGCGGCAACCUCGGCAUUUGAUGCCGUUGCGAACGGACGAGAAGCUGAGAUUCACCAAAGAAAAAGACUCGUCCGGGUAUAUGGACGCCUUGCCUGAGGCUAAUGUCAUUGAAGACGAUACCUUCCCUGAAUACCCCGUGGAAGAUGCCAUUGUAGACCGAGGCAGUAAUGACGAGUCGGACACUCUUCUGGAGACGGGCGAACUACCCGACAGCAUGUCCAACGGACCGAAUGAGCCUCUCGCCAACCUUCACCCGCCGCAUCACCAGCUGCUCAAGCUGUGCGACACCUACGCCGACCGCGUCGACCCCAUAAUGAAGGUGCUGCAUCUGUCGACCUUCUGGACUUCGCUUAAUGAUGCUAUUCAACAGCCUGAGAAGGUUUCAAAGAGUCUGGAGGCAUUGAUCUGUGCCUUCUACUCUAUCACUGUCCACUCCCUCGCGGAACAUGAGUGCUGGUCUAUGUUGGGUGAAGACAAGUCUAUCCUGGCUAAGCGGUACACUCGCGCAACACUUCAGGCUUUGAAGGCUGCCAAGUUUAUGCGCACAUCCAGUUCAAUGACCCUUUGCGCGUACUUCAUCUACCUCAUGGCUGUGAGAAGCAGUCACUCGACAGACGCCUUCUACAUCCUCUCCGGCGUGGCCGUUCGCCUGGCCUGCAAAAUUGGCAUACACCGCGACGGCAUUUCUCUGGGCCUGUCCCCCUUCGAGACGCAGAUGCGCCGCCGCCUUUGGUGGUCCAUCAUGCUCACGGACUUGCGCAUGUCGUCCCUUAUCGGUGCUAAACCGUCCAUGGACCUCUUCUCUAGCGACGUGAGACCCCCACUCAACAUCCCGGACGAGGACUUCGGUCCGGACACAAUCAAUAUGCCGCCAGAGGCCGAGAAGAUUACACCGCUGACAGUCGAGCUGCUCCGGUACGAGAUGGUUCGUUUUCUUGAGCUCGACUUUACCAGGAGGAGCAGUGCCAUCGCCGAGCUCAACGACGCCGUGGAGACAAAGUUUCUACGGUACUGUGACCCGACAAACUCUCUCGACACCUUCGUUUCCAUCAUGGCACGCUCAGGCAUUUGUAUGUGCAGAAUCAAAGCAGGCACGCACAACAUCCGGCAAUGCGUCGACCGUGGCAUCCCCGUGCCGCAGAGCGAGCGAGACACCGUAUUCGCCGCCGCCACCAAGAUGCUCGAGUACGUUAAGCUGACGCGCCAAAACACCAAGCUAGACAAGUACAUGUGGCAGGCAGGCACGAGCGUCCUCUGGCACUCGCUUCUGUGGGUGCUCAUUGAGGUGAAGCGCCGCAAGGUCAGCCCCGAGGUCGACCGGGCGUGGGAGCUCAUCGGGUCUGUCCUGUCGUUCUACCCACUCAUGUUCCAGAGGAAUACCACAGCCGUGUACGCCGUACUCGGCAAGUGGACACUAGAGGCGUGGGACACCAGCCACGCUGCCCGAAGGGAGGCGGGUGUGCCGAAGGAGUCGACGCCGGACUGGGUAGAUGCGCUUCGGCGGGCUCGGGAGCCGACCCAGGGCACGUCGGCCACAAAGAUCUCUGCAAGUGUCCAGCAGCCGACACCCAUUUCCAAAAUCGACGAGUGUGAUCCCUUCACAUUUUCGGAUCUACUAAACUUCGAGUACGCGCCCGCCGAAUGGGACCAGUGGGAGAGUUUGCUUGCGGCAGAAGAGGUGGGCAGUUUUUAA